This is a messenger RNA of Vicia faba (fava bean), 1032 nucleotides long. NCBI's taxonomy places the organism in Eukaryota, Viridiplantae, Streptophyta, Magnoliopsida, Fabales, Fabaceae. The record is from the annotation of a GenBank genome assembly.
AUGGCUUCUUCUUCUUCGCCCGAGGAGCAAUGUGGAGCUGAGGUUUCUGAUAAUUAUGAGACGACAUGCUGGGGUUGUGGACUGCGCGUUAUGCUUCCAUCGUGUGCAUCCAUUUUCAAGUGUGGUUGGUGUGGGGCCAUUACGGAUCAUAACAAAAAGAAACGUGACGAAAAGUGCCUUGGGUGGAGAGUACUGCGUGAUCGAUGCUUUCUUUCUGUUGUCCUAGUAUUUAUGUUCUUUGUAAUAUUUGGUGGGGUAUGGGCAGUGCACCCUGUAGUCUUCUCUGUCAGUCUUCUUUGGGGAAUUUUUCACUCAAUCGUUACAACAAUUUUGUCCAUAGCUACAAUUUCCUUUUUCAGCCUUGCAGCAUUUAGAUGUGCUGGAACGCCACCAAAUAUAUUAUGGGGAAGCUACCCCACGGUAGGGAAAGAUGACCUUGAAAAUUAUACAUUCUGUCACUACUGCUUGAAGCCAAAGUCACCUAGAGCACAUCAUUGUCGUUCAUGUGGAAAAUGUAUACUGGACAUGGAUCAUCACUGCCCAUUUAUUGGGAAUUGUGUUGGUGCAGCUAACCACUACAGCUUCAUGUGCUUCCUCAUUUCAGCAGUGUUGAGCACAAUCUAUGUCUCUAUAAUGUCUGCAUAUGCUAGCUUGCAUAUUUGGCCACCAUCGUCAUACUCCCUCGGAAGCUUAAAGGGGAUUACUGGCCGAGAUCUAGCAUGGAGAGUUCUGAAUGAAAUUUUUAUUGCUUUCCUGAGAUCUGCGUUGUUUCUAUCGUCUAGAGGACUUCUUCUUGUAUACCUGUUUAUCGCUAGUGUUUCGUUGCAGAUAGGAUUGAGUGUUCUUUUAUGGCAGCAGCUCUCUUUUAUCUAUCAGGGGAAAACUUUUCUGAGUAACUUGAGUUCACAGGCAGAUAACGAUGAAGAAGAAAAGAAAGAUUGUCAAAAUAUUGUUAGAUUUUUUGGUUUACAACAUUCUGUAUCAAGAUUUUUGUCAAACUUUCGUGUUACUAGGAAGAGACACGAUACAUAA